Molecule: messenger RNA, 1218 nt
Organism: Quercus lobata
Lineage: Eukaryota; Viridiplantae; Streptophyta; Magnoliopsida; Fagales; Fagaceae
Product: rust resistance kinase Lr10-like
Exons: 1
Coding region: 80-1096 (338 amino acids)
Biological process (GO): protein phosphorylation
Molecular function (GO): protein kinase activity; ATP binding
Source: RefSeq, a predicted model, not a curated record
UUUUGCAGCAAAAAAUUUGUUGGGGAGUCCAUGUGUCAUUGCGUUUUUUAUAUAUAAGUGGCGUAGAAGACAUUUAUCAAUGUGUGACGCAAUUGAAAAUUUUUUGCAAAGCCAUAACAACCUCAUGCCAAUUAGGUACUCUUACUCACAAAUUAAGAAGAUGACUAAAUGUUUCAAGGACAAAUUGGGCGAAGGAGGUUAUGGCUCUGUAUAUAAAGGAAAGCUUCAAAGUGGCCAUCUGGUAGCUAUAAAGAUGUUAGGUAAGUCCAAAGGAAACGGUCAAGAGUUUAUCAAUAAAGUUGCCACAAUUGGAAGGAUUCACCACGAGAAUGUGGUGCAACUUAUUGGCUACUGUGUUGAGGGACUAAAGCGUGCCCUUAUAUACGAAUUCAUGCCUAAUGGUUCUCUUGACAAAUACAUUUUUUCUCAAGAAGGAAAUAUCCCCUUGAGUAUUGAGAAAACAUACAAUAUUUCUCUUGGAGUUGCUCAUGGAAUUGAAUAUUUGCAUCGAGGAUGUGACAUGCAAAUUUUGCAUUUUGAUAUCAAGCCCCAUAACAUUCUUCUUGAUGAGAACUUCACCCCAAAAGUGUCAGAUUUUGGACUUGCAAAACUUUAUCCAAUAGAUGAUAGCACAGUGUCUUUGACUGCUGCAAGGGGAACACUAGGAUAUAUAGCUCCAGAGUUGUUCUAUAAAAACAUUGGAGGGGUCUCCUAUAAAGCUGGUGUUUAUAGUUUUGGCAUGUUAUUGCUAGAAACGGCAAGUAAAAGAAAGAACUUGAAUGCAUUUGCAGAACAUUCAAGCCAAAUUUACUUCCCAACUUGGGUCUAUGGCCAAUUUAAUGAAGGAAAUGACAUAGAAAUGGAAGAUGCCACAGAGGAGGAAAAGAAAACUGUUAAGAAGAUGAUCAUAGUUGCAUUAUGGUGUAUACAAAUGAAGCCUAGUGAUCAUCCUUCAAUGAACAAAGUUAUAGAAAUGCUUGAAGGAGAAGUUGAAUGCUUACAAAUGCCUUCCAAGCCUUUCCUAUUAUCAUCACCAAAGAGGCCAAUAGGGGAUGUUGAAGACAACUUAAAUUCAACUAGCUCAUCAAUUCAAUAAGGUGAAUCAAGUCAAUUAACUCAAAACUAGUUGAUAUUUCAAUUUGUUGAUUUACAUGGGAAAGCUAACAUUUCCACUAAAUGAGAGCAAUUAGUGAUUUAGAAAGAUAGUUCAUAUUUAUG